Batrachochytrium dendrobatidis JAM81 is the source of this 507-nucleotide messenger RNA. RefSeq lists its product as uncharacterized. The transcript has a single exon. The coding region runs from base 1 to 507 and encodes 168 amino acids. NCBI's taxonomy places the organism in Eukaryota, Fungi, Chytridiomycota, Chytridiomycetes, Rhizophydiales. The record is from RefSeq and is a predicted model, not a curated record.
AUGCAUGUCCUAAACACUACUGAUAACUACACACCUCCUUCACCUGCUAUUCAAAUUGAUAUGCAACGAGUCUGUGGUGGAUUGAAACGGAUACGGAUGACUAGUCCACCAGAAACCAUCUCAGACACUCUUGAGCAAGACCAACUUGAAGCACUGCAUUCCGAGAAUAUCUCUACUACAACUACCAGAGUGAAUUUACCGACCAGGCUAUGGAUAUCCACUAGAGCGUCCCAGGAUGAGUUUACAGACUCGAUUCAUCCAGAAGAACUUGCUACAAUGGAAAACUAUGCUUCAAUGAAUAUGCAACUCAACCAACUACGACAGACUCGACUCUUGUCAAGAGGUUCUGACUCGAUGCAUGCCGCUUAUUCUCAGGAAUCUCCAGCACAACUUAUACAGCACAGUAUCCAGAUAGAUGGCCAGCAGAAUCUAGCCACACCUGAUUACUACAGAUCCAUCAAUGAGCAGCUUCAACAUUAUCAUCUAUUACGAACCUGUCAGCACUAG